Messenger RNA from Sphaerodactylus townsendi, 3694 nucleotides. RefSeq names its product zinc finger protein 318-like. Lineage: Eukaryota; Metazoa; Chordata; Lepidosauria; Squamata; Sphaerodactylidae. Gene Ontology annotation, biological process: positive regulation of DNA-templated transcription; negative regulation of DNA-templated transcription. The coding region runs from base 43 to 3198 and encodes 1051 amino acids. The transcript is spliced from 6 exons. The record is from RefSeq and is a predicted model, not a curated record. Gene Ontology annotation, cellular component: nucleoplasm.
AACCCCAAGCGGUUGCGUGACGCGCGCACGCGCACGGAGCGAAUGUUGGUGGGAGGAGUGAAGGCCGUUUCCGCCGCUAUCGUAGCCAUGUACCACUCUAGCAGUGGCCGCUCCAGCAUGUCGUCCUCUGCCUGGCCGGGCUCCCGCAGCUCCCGCUCCGGCGCCUCCACGUCCGGCUCGACUCGAGGCCGCAGCCCGCGCCGCUCGCGCUCGCCCUCUCCCCGGGGCCGCCGCCGCCGCCGCCGCUCGCCAUCCAGCAGCCACUCCUCUCGCCGCUCGCCGUCCCCGCGCCGCACGAAUCGGGCGCGCUCCCCGUCCCUGGGCCGCCGGAGCCGCCGCGAGUCCGAGCAGCGGGACGGCAGCCUGAGCGGGAGACUAUCUCCAGGGAGGCAUUCAAGCUCUUCACAAAGGAAUCCACAAUUUCUGGGCAUUUGUUCUCCAAGUCGACACUGUGAAUCAUUAGUGGAACACAGCUCGUGGCCUGAAUUUGGCUGUGACUUUUAUGACAGUGACCUACGAGAGCAAAGGAGACUUUCUGACAGACUGGGCUCUCCUGAUAGCCUAAGUGAUGGUGACAGGGGUUACUUGGAUGGUGGUUCAGUAUUUGUCAGAGACCUUUCACAGUCCCGAAGACUUGAGCGAUAUUGUUCUCAUCAGGAAAGUCCUCCUAGUUCUUUUAGUGCAAGAUAUGACAAGGACUAUCGUGCUAGGGACACCUUCCUUCGCCAAUCAAACUGUAACAUGAAUGAAUCCUAUCUCCAGGAUCUAUCAAGAGAAUCGGACAGGGAAGACAGACUGUUUACAAAAUCCUUACAAUUGUCAGGGGAGGAGGGACUUAAUCCAAAGCACCCUCAAUAUGACAGAGAAGACAGGCAGCUUGAUGUGAGCACAGAUCCCCAGGGUUCUUUAUCAGAAAAACAAAAUUACUACAAAAGAAGGCUUAGUGGAAGUCCGCGUCAAAUAUACCCUGAUGAGAAUUUCAAGAAAUCUGGAAGAAAAAGAGAACUGGAAGAGCUGGACAAAAAUAAAAGUCAAGAUAGCCCUGGCAGUGAUUACGUGAUCUGUAGCUUGACUAACUCUCCGCAGUUUUCUGAAUCUCGGUGCCUUUAUACGCCCAACGACGCACUAGCAAUGCCCAAAAAAUCAAUCCUGAAGCAACAGGCAGAUGAUCCUUCCAUGCAGAAUUUUGGGAGAUUUUUGAAAGAAAAGGAGUCGGUAUCAGAGUCUGCAAACCUGCAUGAUGACUUCCUGCUUCCUCAUGAAAGAGCCAGCCAGGAUGGGAGUGGCUUUUCACACAUUCUGGGCAGAGUGACUGAUUUGACUAACGCUCAAGAGAACAGAAGGCACAGCUUCCUUGAUGUUGAUGACGAAGAGAAAUUUCUUUAUGGUGAUGAGGAAGAGGACUCGAACAGUCACUUCCCUUCUACUGAGAAGUUAACAGCCAAUGGCGGCAAAGAAUCCAUAAGCCCAAAGAAAAGACCUCUUUCUCCUAUCAAGUCUGUAAAACUAGACAGUUUGGAAGAGUCCAGAAUAGAGUAUGAGAAGAUCCAUGACUUGCUCAAAACAGUUGGUCUUGACAUUGGGGUGGCUGAAAUUGGUAAGGGUGCUGCCCGUACACAGGAACGACUCCAUGGGAAAAAAACACUGCGCUCUGUAGAUGGUCAUUCAGUGGUUUCUCAUAAACCAGACUCUAUUGAGAAGGACUGCAUUCAAAGCAGGACUCAUUCUGCAGAGUCACAUCAGAAAAAUUCUUCAUCACCCAGUGGUUGUUCCCAGCCAUCUAAUGAUGUAUCUUCUGCAUCGAUAUCAGAGCAUGCUAAAAGCAAAACACAGGGGUACAAUAAUUCUGCUGACACGCCAGAACAAUUGUUUCCUCCAGCAUCUGUAACUCCGUCAGCACCACCUCUUCUUCCUAACUUGCCUCCAGCAUCUGUAACUCCAUCAGCACCACCUCUUCUUCCUAACUUGUCUCCGGUAUCUGUAACUCCAUCAGCACCACCUCUUCUUUCUAACUUACCUCCGGUAUCUGUAACUCCAUCAGCACCACCUUUUCUUUCUAAUCUGCCACUUCCUGCCCCCCCAAUAUCCCAGUAUUCAGUAUCACACUUUUCAUCAUUCCUUUCAUGUCAGGUACUGCAAAAUUAUCCUCAUCCCACAAUGAAAGAGCCAGCCAUAAUGGUCCCUCGUAGAUGUAACACAUAUGGACACGGUAUGCCUUAUUCAGCUUCUGCCUGGCCCAUGUACAGUCCUCCCUGGCGAUUUAAUCCCGCAUUUCCAGACGUACACAGGUUUGAGACAGUGACUGUACCACCACAUCGUAACCUGUCCAACCUCACAGCUAUUAAGAAAGUUACAGUCAAGAAGAAGCCUAAAAUCAAGAAAAAGUAUGUGCUUUUGGAAGUCCCUAUUACUCCUACUGACUCCAGAUUGCUCGAUCAGUCUCCUAGCAGUGGCUCAACUGAAACAAUAUCAGGUGGAGAAAAUCCAGCUUCUAUGAAACCAGAAGUAAUGGAUGAAAAAGAUGAGCAGACAGGUGAACAAGAAACACAACAGAAGAAACUGCUGUACCUGAAGACUGAGUUGGAUAGAGUGUCACAACAACAAAAAUCACCGGACAGCUGCACCAGAAUUUGGAUCAUCGGCCACAGUGUGGUACACUGGACUGGCGUGUACGCGUCUUCGUCCGUUUGGGGCACGAACCUGCACCUUGGACAAGGCGUGGAUGUGGUGUGGCUCAGUUGCCAUGGUAGGCGGUGGGAGUCCCUGUUGCCCACCAUCCGGUACGUCCUCGGCAGGUUGGAACCACCUCAGGCGAUUGUGAUCCAACUGGGAGAGAACGAUCUGCCCACAUUGUCGUGCCUGGAGCUUUCCACACAGAUUAAAACCAGCUUGUAUGAGCUUAGGGGAUUACUCCCGGAUGUGAAACUUCUCUGGUCCCACCUUCUGCCACGGCUCCAUUGGAGUGGUGCCAGUGACGCCAAGAAGGUGGAUGUGACACGUCGGAAGGUUUCCAAAGUAGCAGCUAGGGAGGUCCGGGUUCUCUGUGGAAGCGCAAUCCUGCACCCGCGCAUACGCCCCCAGGUGCCCGCGCUUUACAUGUCCGACGGCGUACACCUUUCAAAGCUAGGCAUGGACCUGUGGCUUGGGGCCGUGCGGCAAGCCUUGAUGGAAUGGCUGGAUUUCCAGCGUUGCAAUUAGGGUGGGCUGGGCGCUCGAGGGCAGCACGUUCCCGUACUCCCGCAUGUAUAUUUGAGUGCCAGGGCACUUCAAGCCAGACGGUGUACGCCUUUCCAAGUGAUACGGAGGCAAGGGGUUUAGGGCCAUAUGGCGAGCCUUGUGCGAUCUGCUGGAUUGCUGUGAAGCUGUGGCGGUUUGGGUAGAGGGGCGCCUCUUUUGGGGGGGGCGAGCUUGCGUGCCGGACCUCCCUGUCUAUGGGGCCUCCAUAAAAAGCUUGGAGCAGGGCGGGCUAGGAGCGCAUGCCGCAGAGGCCUCUGCAAGCGAGCCUGACUCCCCAGCAGUUUGGGGGCCACGAAGGAGGGGCAGAUGCCCUGUGGCCCAGUACCUCUCUGUCCUCCCCAAUAAGAUUGGGGUUGAAGCCAGGAUCAGCAAUGGAUGCUGACUGGCAGCUAAUGAUGCACUCCUCUUGCUCGCCCAGCUUCUGUAUAAUAAAGGGCUGCGGCCCAAUUCAAUCCAA